Molecule: messenger RNA, 765 nt
Organism: Prunus mume (Japanese apricot)
Lineage: Eukaryota; Viridiplantae; Streptophyta; Magnoliopsida; Rosales; Rosaceae
Source: RefSeq, a predicted model, not a curated record
AUGCCUGCAAUCUUUGUAGAUAUUGGUCGGGAUAUGGAGCCGAUCCUUUGGUGGGGAAAUGUGGAGACGCCACGACUUGGUCGUCUCUAUAUGAAGGUGGCCUUUGCCCUUGCUGAGCCUGGACUAGAUUGGGGCGCUAUGACUGGAGGCUAUUGGCUGGUUCGGUUGGGUGUGUUCAACAUCCUGGACAAAACUAUGAGAUUCACUGAUUUUCUUUGUCAAGAACUUCAAAGAAAAUCUCAAGACAUUAAAAGUGCUUUGAAUUUGGUUGCAAGUACAAAAAUGGAGUUUGAUGAGUUGAGAAACAAUGGUUGGGAUGACUUUCUACAAAGUGUACGAUCAUUUUGUGAAAAACAUGAAAUUAGUAUGCCUAAUAUGGGUGCCCGUCAUACAAUGGGAAUUGGGCGUUCUUGUAAACAAAAAGAUUGUAUCACCGUGGAGCAUUAUUAUCAUAUGGAUGUAUUUAAUGAGGUAAUAGAUUAUCAGUUGGGGGAGUUAAAUACUAGAUUUCCAUAUGAAACUAUGGAACUCCUUCGUCUUAGCUCAUCAUUGGAUCCCCGUGAUGCUUUCAAGCGAUUUAACAUUGUUGAUAUAUACACUCUUGCUAAUAAAUUUUAUCCUCAAGAUUUCACUACAACUGAGUUGCAAGCUUUAAAUCAACAACUGGGAUUUUAUAAGAUUGACGUGGAUCACAAUCCAACCUUCAAGAAUCUUGAUUCCAUUCCUAUAUUACUUGAGUGCUUAGUGGAAACAAGAUUAGCAUAA